UGUCACAGAUACACUGGGUGAAGGGAAGCAGAAAGCUCACUGGCAGAAAUGAUGCGGAUGUUGUGUUUUUUCUGGUCUCUGGCACUGUGGCUGGACUAUGGACAGUCUCAGACUCUCACUCAGCCUCCAGACGUGACUGUGAAACCGGGAAACACGGCCACACUGGACUGCAACAUUGGAACGGCUGAUAGCUAUGUUAUAAGCUGGUAUAAGCAGACACCAGGAGCAGCUCCUCAAUGGAUCCUCUAUUACCAUUACACUAGCAGUGCCCCUACCUAUGGUUCUGGGUUUAGCAGUGACCGUUUCACAUCGACAGCCAACAGUGGCCACAAAAUUUACCAGUUAAUGAUAAAGAAUGUGGAGGUGAAUGACGCUGCCGUCUAUUACUGUGAAAAGUGGUUUUCUUCGAGCAGUAGUUUUGUGCCAGUGUUCGGCCAAGGGACCAAACUCUUUGUUGCAGCUCAGCAACUCCCUGACCCUUCGGUAAAACUGCUUGGACCUUCAGCCGAUGAGAUGUCCACUAAAGGAGCCGGCACGUUAGUUUGCCUGGUCAGCAAACUGUCCAUGGGCUUUGCUGCAGUCAGCUGGACAGUCGAUGGGAGCCCGACGAGCAGCAAGGUCCAAACCAGCAUGGCGUCGCGGAACCCGGACAACACCUUCAGCCUUAGCAGCUACCUGACAGUCCCUGGCAGAGAUUGGAGCAGUGGGAAGGUGUACUCCUGUACAGUUCAACAAGGAACAGCUUCAAAAACAUCUGUAACUGCCUCACAAUCCAAUUGUUAAAUAGAUCAAAGUUUAUUUUGUGCAUUCUGCCUGAGUAGUGAGAAAAUGUUAAUUUACCACCACCCUCCUACCCUCUCAGCCACCUUUACCCACUCUGUCCCCUGGUAUCUGUUGCAUUCCGUUUUGCUUUGUGUGAUUUUGCUGUAUCAUUUUAAAUGUUUGCACCUGAGGUAGGUUUUGCUCAGUCUCUCCCCUUGCAAGAGGCUACACCAGGGUUAAAAUGACCAGAUACUUGGCUCCAACCAGGAUUUUCAGUGCAAAUUGGUGGCUUGUUCAGCACCAGUGGUAGAUUGAAUGAAAAUGAUUAAUGGGGGUAAUUUGUGAUCUGCCAACAGCACCAGCCAGACAAUGCAUGCCACUGAAUGUAACUUCCAAUAAAGAGAAUCUGUGCAGGAAAUAUACGUGUGUUCUGUCACCUUGUCUGGUCCUAACCCCACCAAAUGUUCUAGACGUAAGGAGUGCAAUGU
Molecule: messenger RNA, 1250 nt
Organism: Carcharodon carcharias (great white shark)
Lineage: Eukaryota; Metazoa; Chordata; Chondrichthyes; Lamniformes; Lamnidae
Product: immunoglobulin lambda-1 light chain-like
Exons: 4
Coding region: 49-783 (244 amino acids)
Source: RefSeq, a predicted model, not a curated record